Salvelinus sp. IW2-2015 is the source of this 2985-nucleotide messenger RNA. RefSeq names its product E3 ubiquitin-protein ligase makorin-2. Lineage: Eukaryota; Metazoa; Chordata; Actinopteri; Salmoniformes; Salmonidae. Gene Ontology annotation, biological process: protein polyubiquitination. The record is from RefSeq and is a predicted model, not a curated record. Gene Ontology annotation, molecular function: ubiquitin protein ligase activity; metal ion binding.
UAUAUCCCAACUUUAUAGAGUGAUUAAUACUCAUCAAACAUCAGCAAUACAGAUACACUUUGCUCCCUUUCCCCAUACGGGUCAUUAGACGUGCAUUAACUACUUCUGGAAUUUUUUGCCUAUGAUAUUGAUUAUCACUGUCCAACAGGACUCCAGUGAUAACACCAUACACCCCCUGGUUACUUUGUCUGCAUCCACUUUUCCCAACGCCUUCUUCACCAUCCUCGUGACUUCAAACGGGUUUUCCCAAAUAAAUCCAUUCUAAGACUUCACUGUUGUCCACGCAUCUUCCUCGCUAACGGUACUGGACGUGCUUCAGCGUUUCGCUUCUAACGACACUUCUGCUUCAGCCAUUUCCCCGGCGACCAGUCUGCCUAAUACGUGCCCGGAACCUUAACAUCGGAACCUUAUUUUAAUUGAUUCUGGGGGUUCAUAGGCGGGUGUUUCGGAUUGCACUCAAACGUGACAACGAUAACAUAAAUACUGUUGCGCCAAUGUUAUUGAUGAACAAAAAUGAGCACGAAGCAAGUCACCUGCAGGUAUUUUCUCCAUGGUGUCUGCCGAGAGGGGAAUAGGUGCAUGUUCUCUCAUGACCUGACCACCAGUAAACCUUCAACCAUCUGUAAGUUCUUCCAGAGAGGUGUGUGUGCCUACGGAGACCGCUGCAGGUAUGACCACAUCAAGUCAUCAGGUGGUGGUGGUGGAGGAGGAGGGAGAGGUGUGCCCAUGGACCUCCCUAACAGAAACCCCAUCACUGCUGGGGCCUUCAUCCCCCCUGGGGUGCCUGGACCUCUCGCCCCCACUGCACCCCAAGCCAGGCAUCAGGGAGGGAAGAAACCGCUGGUGCUGAGAGAUAGAGCCCUGGGGUGUGACAGUACAAUGAUGCCCUUCGGUGGGGGUGGCUCAGAGGCGGACUGUUGGACGGAGUACCAUGACAACAGUGCCCAUGCCAAACCUCCACACUCCUACCUGGAUGCCAUCAGGACCGGUCUGGAGUGUUCUGCCACGGCCGGCCCCUACCAUGUCCCUGGCCCCCAGCCACAGCUCUGUCCCUACGCCGCUGCAGGACAGUGUAACUAUGGAAACACCUGUCCCUAUCUCCACGGUGAUAUGUGUGACAUCUGCCGUCUGCAGGUGCUCCACCCACACGACCCUGAGCAGAGGAGAGCUCACGAGAAGAUGUGUAUGUUGGUGUUUGAGGCGGACAUGGAGAAGGCGUUUGCAGCGCAGCACAGCCAGGACAAGGUGUGUUCUAUCUGUAUGGAGGUGGUUUAUGAGAAAGCUGCUGCCUCAGAGAGACGCUUCGGGAUCCUCUCUUCUUGCUGCCACACAUACUGCCUCUCCUGCAUCCGCCAGUGGCGCUGCGCCAAGCAGUUUGAGAACAAGUCCUGUCCAGAGUGCAGAGUGGUGUCUGAGUUUGUCAUCCCCAGUGGUUACUGGGUGGAGGACCAGGAUGAGAAGAACAGACUGAUAGAGGACUUCAAGUCUGGAGUCAGUAAGAAGGCGUGUAAAUACUUUGACCAGGGUCGGGGAACCUGUCCGUUUGGAGGGAAGUGUUUCUACAUGCAUGCUUACCCCGACGGAACGCGAGCCGAGCCGGACAAACCCCGCAAGCAGCUGGGCUCUGAGGGGAACGUGAGGUUCCUGAACUCUGUCCGUCUGUGGGACUUCAUCGAGGAGCGUGAGCAGCGCAGUGUUGCCCAGCCGCAGGAAGAUGAGGUCAGCGAACUGAGAGAACUCUUCAUGCAGAUGUCUGGUCCAGGAGGGGAGGAGAGCAGUGCAGUGUCUGCCCAGCCCUGAGCCCUCAACCUGGGGCCCUAACUACCCGUUACCCAGGCCCCAGCACUCUGACCAACGGCUCAUAUCAAAAUGCAAACAUACAUACGACACUGGACAAUAAAAUGUACUCACUAGUAAGCCUUUCAUGUUGAUGGUUUCAGGCUUUUUUAAAUGAUAUUUUUACUCAUGGUACAUUUGUGUGGAAAAUAACAUAGUAAAUCUGUACAUAGAGCUGUAAUGGUUCUGUUAAAGAAGCUGCUAUAUUUUCCGGAUAUGUUUUAGAUAAUUUAUCUCUGGAAGGCUUUUUAUAUGAAUGGGGUAGACAUCUAUAGAAUGAACUCUAAGGUCAUAGUUUUCAAGUACAGUGAAAUGCCUUUACUUUAUUUUCUUUGGAUCUAUAGAAUCAGUUUGAGGUUGUAUAGAUAGAUAGAGCUAUGUAAUGAUAGAUCAGACAGCCUCUCAGCCAGGCCACAACAUGUGUUACAGGUAGGUCACAUAUAGACAUUUUUAAAAGAAACAAAACAUUGAAUUCAAAGCAAUGCACCCAGGGGCUCUAUUCAAGCUGAAGUGAUAGGAAUUACUUUCAUUUUCGAUUGAGCCGACUUAUUCAGUGUUCACCGUGAAUGCGGUCUCUGCUAACGCAGUAACAUUGGCUUUAAAUUUAAAUCACGCUGUAACGCUGAACUUCCACGAUACGGAUUGAAUAGAGCCCCAAGUCUGUUUCAUACUCGAUGUCCAUGAAAUUAUGGUGUGUUGAUUUAGAGGCUUUUACAUUUACGUUGCAACUAGUUCCUUCUAUAGGAACUAUUUAGUGUUGAUGGAUGCUCACAUUAUGAGGUGUAGUGACUUUAUCCUUUUAAUGGUAUAAAAUGAUGUUGACCUUAUUAUCCUACAUCAUUCAUCUAUAGUAAGAGCAUAAAGCAGGCCCUGGGUGAUCUAUCAGUCAGCCUGUAGAGGUGCAGAGGAAUGAGCUCCUACCAGUAGUCCUCUCUAUUAUCUAAUGUAUUGUGUGAAGCUGCCUGGGGAGACUCAACUAUAGUGUUUAGAUAAUAUUAUGCUACAGUGUUUAAUGUAUAUUCUAUGGGAAAUCAGAAUCACUAUGUUGGCUUUUAUUUAUCCAAUUUCUUUUCAGUUUGAAUGAUUAUUUCCAAUUAGUUUUUCAAUAGCAGCAGUCCGUUCAUUCAAUAAAGAAAAUGUUUGACAGCA